This is a messenger RNA of Megalopta genalis, 3214 nucleotides long. RefSeq names its product adaptor protein complex 1/2, beta subunit (gene AP-1-2beta). The record is from RefSeq and is a predicted model, not a curated record. Gene Ontology annotation, biological process: vesicle-mediated transport; intracellular protein transport. Gene Ontology annotation, cellular component: membrane coat; clathrin adaptor complex. Gene Ontology annotation, molecular function: clathrin binding. Lineage: Eukaryota; Metazoa; Arthropoda; Insecta; Hymenoptera; Halictidae.
AGUGUUAGUCUUUAGUCUUUAGUCCAUGGUUGAGGGGCGUUUUGCUUGAGGAGCUGUCAAUGUUCUGUCAACCAAUAAUUUUUUUACAAUUGUUCAUUCUUUCACACUAUUGAGGUACUUGCAAUUGAGAUUGUAUACUUGAUCUCUUGCGUUACGAAUUUGUAAAGUAAUUCAAAAUGACAGAUUCAAAGUAUUUUACCACGACAAAAAAGGGUGAAAUAUUUGAACUUAAGUCAGAAUUAAAUAAUGAGAAGAAGGAGAAAAAGAAGGAAGCUGUGAAAAAGGUGAUCGCUUCCAUGACCGUGGGCAAAGAUGUAUCAGCGCUUUUCCCGGAUGUAGUCAACUGUAUGCAGACAGACAAUUUGGAACUGAAGAAGCUGGUGUAUUUGUACCUGAUGAAUUAUGCCAAAAGUCAACCAGACAUGGCCAUCAUGGCUGUCAACACAUUCGUCAAGGAGCAAGCGACAUCUCCGAUGAUAAAGGAUUGCGAGGACCCAAAUCCACUGAUUCGCGCGUUAGCAGUUCGCACAAUGGGAUGUAUACGCGUGGACAAGAUUACAGAGUACCUCUGUGAGCCACUGCGAAAAUGCCUGAAGGAUGAGGAUCCAUAUGUCCGUAAGACCGCAGCUGUAUGCGUGGCCAAGCUUUAUGAUAUUAAUGCAGCUUUAGUCGAGGAUCAAGGGUUUUUGGAUCAGUUAAAAGAUCUUCUCUCGGACAGCAAUCCCAUGGUUGUUGCAAACGCAGUAGCUGCUCUUUCCGAGAUCAAUGAAGCAAGUCCAAGCGGUCAGCCUUUAGUUGAAAUGAAUGCGCAGACCAUUAACAAAUUAUUGACAGCUCUCAACGAAUGUACAGAAUGGGGACAAGUUUUCAUUUUGGAUUCGCUAGCAAAUUAUUCACCAAAAGAUGAGCGAGAAGCGCAAAGUAUCUGCGAACGAAUCACUCCACGUUUAGCUCAUGCUAAUGCUGCAGUUGUUCUAUCCGCUGUUAAGGUAUUAAUGAAAUUAAUGGAAAUGCUACAAUCAGAAUCCGACUUUGUUGGCACUUUAACUAAGAAAUUAGCGCCACCACUUGUAACGUUACUUAGCUCUGAACCGGAAGUUCAAUACGUAGCAUUAAGAAAUAUAAAUCUUAUUGUACAAAAACGGCCAGACAUUUUGAAGCACGAGAUGAAGGUUUUCUUUGUCAAAUACAACGAUCCAAUUUACGUGAAACUUGAGAAGUUGGACAUCAUGAUUCGCUUAGCAUCUCAAGCUAACAUAGCCCAGGUUUUAUCUGAAUUGAAGGAGUAUGCUACCGAAGUUGACGUAGACUUUGUACGUAAAGCUGUAAGGGCUAUCGGUCGUUGCGCGAUCAAGGUUGAACCUUCUGCUGAACGAUGCGUCGCAACGCUGCUCGAUUUAAUUCAGACGAAAGUAAAUUAUGUCGUGCAAGAAGCAAUUGUUGUUAUAAAAGACAUUUUCCGAAAAUACCCAAAUAAAUAUGAAAGCAUCAUAUCGACACUUUGCGAAAAUUUGGACACGUUAGAUGAACCAGAAGCACGUGCUUCUAUGAUAUGGAUCAUUGGGGAAUACGCAGAUCGAAUCGACAACGCAGAUGAACUUCUUGAUAGCUUCUUGGAAGGAUUUCACGACGAGAAUACGCAAGUACAGUUGCAAUUACUUACAGCGAUUGUUAAACUGUUCCUUAAGAAACCUACGGGCACCCAAGAAUUGGUUCAACAAGUUCUUAGUUUAGCGACACAAGAUUCUGAUAAUCCAGAUUUGAGAGACAGAGGAUUUAUCUACUGGCGGUUACUCAGUACUGAUCCAGCAGCUGCCAAGGAAGUUGUGCUUGCUGAGAAACCACUAAUCUCGGAAGAAACAGAUCUGUUAGAACCAACAUUAUUAGACGAGUUAAUAUGCCAUAUUUCAAGCUUAGCAUCGGUGUAUCAUAAACCACCUACUGCCUUUGUUGAGGGUAGAUCGGCUGGUGCUAGAAAAUCAUUACCAGCUAGAAGCAAUUCGAACGAAGAUUCAGGACAACACGCAGCACAGCUUCAUGCUCAAGUUAUUCCUGCUCAGGAUUCUUUAAUAGGUGACCUGCUCAGUAUGGAUAUUGGUGGACCAUCCAUGGUUAGCUCAACGCCAACUCCUCAAGCAGGUUUGGACUUAUUAGGAGGCGUUCUGGAUGGAAUUUUGGGUGCUACCGAAACGACAAAUAAUGCCCCAGUAGUGUCACAAAGUACAACCGGGCUUCUCGGUGACAUAUUUGGUUUUAAUCAAGGACCUACUUCCUACAUACUACCUAAAGUUAAUUGGUUACCCGCAGAAAAAGGCAAAGGACUCGACAUAUGGGGAACAUUCUCAAGAAAGAACGGGCAGAUUAGCAUGGAUAUGACAUUUACGAAUAAAGCAAUGCAACCAAUGGGAGGUUUUGCAAUACAAUUGAAUAAAAAUAGUUUCGGUUUAACACCUGCUGCACCGCUUCAAGUACCGAGUCCUUUAAAUCCUGGUGCCAGCGUAGAUACUAAUAUAAUCUUAUCUACAGCCGGUGCAGUGCAACGCAUGGAACCAUUGAAUAAUCUUCAAGUUGCAAUAAAGAAUAACAUCGAUAUAUUUUAUUUUGCUUGUAUUGUACCUAUGAAUGCAUAUUUCACGGAAGAUGGACAAUUGGAUAAAAGAGUGUUUCUUAGUACAUGGAAAGAUAUACCUGCCCAAAAUGAGGUUCAGUACACAUUAAAGGGGGUAAUGUUGACGGCAGAUCAAGUUGUCCAAAAAAUGCAACAGAAUAACGUAUUUACAAUAGCCAAGAGAAACGUAGAAGGUCAAGAUAUGUUGUACCAAUCGCUUAAAUUGACAAACAAUGUUUGGGUAUUAAAUGAAUUGAAAAUUCAGCCGGGAAAUCCUGAUGUUACUUUAUCUCUGAAAUCACGUUCCGUGGAAGUCGCAGCAGGCAUAUUCCAAGCAUAUAAUGCAAUUUUGCAUGCAUAAGUAGCAAAUCAAGUCGUUUAAAAUUAAAUUUAUUCAAAUUAUCACAUUCCCCAAUCAUAAUGUCCGAUAAUUUGUUUAACGUAAAAUUAUGUAUUGUGGAUAUUAUUUAUCUCAUUGAAAGUUACCCAAACCAUUUGUUUAUAUAUUAUCAUAAACAGACAAAUUUAAGAGAUAUUGUUAAAUUUAUCAUAGAGAACCUGAAUGUAAAAUUGAAAUAAAGACAAAAUACGUUGAUGUUAUUUGUA